This is a messenger RNA of Adineta ricciae, 1374 nucleotides long. Lineage: Eukaryota; Metazoa; Rotifera; Eurotatoria; Adinetida; Adinetidae. The record is from the annotation of a GenBank genome assembly.
AUGGCAUCAACAAUAACGGAACGUAUCUCAUCGAAUUUAUACCUUGUUGAAUACUUCGUUUUCUGUCCAUUAUUAUGCGAAAAAGAAGGACAGGAAGGAAGAAAAAUUCUGUAUUAUUAUCCCGCAGAUACAGAUAUUGAUCGUCAAAUACGAACUGUUGGAUACUGCGAAGGUUUAGUGAAAUUUACUGAGACAUUUGGUUUUGAGGAUCCAUGUGAAAGCGUGCAUUUUCAAAAAACACGUUUACUAUUUCAUAAAGUUGAACAAGACAUUUGCAUAGCAAUGUCACUCCAUGUGCCUGUCAUCGAACGGAAACGAGAUGAUAAAUAUAUCGUCGAAUAUUAUGAUGAUAAUAUCAAUGAUCGAAUUAUGUUACCAUUGUUAAAGAUUUCCUAUCGAUACUUUACAUUACAACAUGGUGCUAUGUCCUCCUCAAUUCGACAUGGUGGAGUUGAAGAAUUGAGAAACAUACUUAAACAACAUUUUGAUAAAUUUAUUCAACAUCAUCUACACGCAAUGAUUCGCGAUGUGACAUUGGAUACAUCAUAUCUAGGUGUACAAUUUUUGCCAGUGGAAAAGAAACUUUAUCUAAAACUACAGUCAAUUCUUCGACGACUUGAGUUACGCUUUUCAUCUUUGAAAGAAACUCUCUUUCUAUACAAAGAUCAACUCAUUUGGAGUGGUCUCACUCAAGAUGAUACUAGUUUAGUUUAUUUAUUUUUUCGACUUUAUUAUUGGCCACAUCUUAAACAAUUGCAAACAUCGUCUACGCCACAAUUUUUAACUGUUGAUACCAGUGCUAAUCCAGCUGAUGAAUUGAUCAUUUCAUCACAAGCAACUAGCGAAAUUUAUCAAGCUUUUUUCCUAGGAAAUCCUCUAACACCAUAUCGAAUCUUGGUGAUCAAUAUUAAUUUAAUAACCAUAUUUUGUUUUUUCCAUAAUAACGAUGAAUUAACGAACGAUGAAACAACAAAUACUGAAAUUGUCGGAACAUUGAAGAAAGAACUAGACACAAUGAUACCAACUUUUGAGGAAUAUUUACGAAAGAAAUAUCCAGUAACAGACAAUACCGUACGAACAGUAUAUUAUAACAAAAUGAAUAUGGCACAUUCAUCAACAGUCGACUGGACUAAGGAACCGAUUAGUUCGAUGAGUGGGAUUAUGAAUACACUCGCUGAAGAUAUGCAAUGGUUUCAUCCUUCGGGUGAAAUAAUGGUCAAACGUGAAAAUGAUCCUUGGAUCAUCGCAAAACGAUCGGAUAUGCGCGAACUAUUGAUUGCUGUCAAUCAAAGAAAUGCGAAUUUGAAAGAAAUCAGCGAUAAAGUCAAACAAAUCUUUACGACACAAUUUAGUAACAUUUUACUCUUAGAGUGA